This is a messenger RNA of Uloborus diversus, 1497 nucleotides long. RefSeq names its product zinc finger protein 585B-like. The transcript has a single exon. Gene Ontology annotation, cellular component: nucleus. Lineage: Eukaryota; Metazoa; Arthropoda; Arachnida; Araneae; Uloboridae. Gene Ontology annotation, molecular function: RNA polymerase II transcription regulatory region sequence-specific DNA binding; DNA-binding transcription factor activity, RNA polymerase II-specific. Gene Ontology annotation, biological process: regulation of transcription by RNA polymerase II. The record is from RefSeq and is a predicted model, not a curated record. The coding region runs from base 1 to 1497 and encodes 498 amino acids.
AUGCAUAAAGCAAAGCGACCUUAUAGAAGACAUAGUGCUAAAGUUGAUGAUGCUGAAUCCUCUCCUGUUUGUGAUGAACAAGAAACGAUUGAAACGUUCACUUGCGAAGAAUGUGGCGUACUCUUUACUUCAGAGCUGGACCUCAAAAAACAUGGUUCGAUUCACAAAGCUAAGCGACCCUAUAAGAGACAUAGCGUAAAAGUCGAGGUCGCCGAAUCCUCUCUCGUUUGUGGCGAAUGUGGUAAAAGUUUUACCGAUGCGAAGAUUUUCCAAAAACAUUCUUUGUCGCAUAAGAAGCAUCCUUGUACCGAUUGUUCUAAAAGUUUUGCUACUAUUACAGGAUUGCAGAAGCAUAAGAAUGGCAAAUGUAAAUCCACUGCCUCAGCUGCAGAAAAAGUAGAGGGGGCUGUAAAAAGCGAAAAAGGGGCGGAGGAAAAUGAAGCCGAGGAUAAGAAGCACGUUUGUGGCAUAUGUGGCAAAAGUUUUUCGAGGAAGAGCAGUUUGGAAGGCCAUGUGAUUGUUCACUUGACUGAAGAGGAAAAUGAGAGCGAAAUUGACGACGAGUUCAAGGACCACGAUUAUGUCCAAGGGGUGCAGGAGAAAGAGAAGAUCGAUCCGGAGCCCCCACGCCUGCCGAAACUCAAAAUCAGAACAAAGUUUCGCUGUAACAACUGCGAGGAAGUUUUUACGACCGAUGAAGACCUCAAAAAGCAUGAUGAGCAAACUCACAAAAGUAAGGUUGGCAUCAAAGUGGAAGAAGAUCAUCUUAUCGUCAAGGUGAAGCAGGAACCGGAAGAAAAGAAAUACGACUGCAGUUUUUGUAGUGAAAGUUUUUUGUCGAGGAAAAAGCUUGAGGGUCACUACGUAGACGCUCACGAUGCGAAAAAUGUGAAGAGAAAAUACACCCCUUCUCGUCGCCCUGCCGAGAAAGAUGCUACUUUUCUUUGCCAGAUAUGCGACAAGGUCUUCGGGCGUAAGAGUCGCCUGAAGAAACACCUGCUGUUCCACGAGAAUAAGCUCGAAGAAGAUGUCAGUUCCGACGGAAUGGAGAGCAACAGAAAACGGAAGAGUAAGGCCAAGAACUACCCUUGCGAAACCUGCGGAAGGCGUUUUGCCGGAAGGAUCUGUCUGGAGAAACAUAUGCUGAAGCACUCGGAGUCCAAGAACGAGGAUGCUCCGUCCUCUUCGAACGGAGAAACUCCGACUCCGAAACGGCGGAAGAACGUGAAAGAGUUGAUAUGCGAGUUUUGUAAGGAAGACUUCACCGGCCGGAAGAACGCUUUCAUCAAACACCGGAACCUUCACACUCCGGAGGUGUGUGGGAUCUGUGACGAAAGAUUCGUGGACAGGCAGGCUCUGAGAGAACACUGUAAAUCGCAUAUCGGUACGGAGGAGGCUCGUGUUUUCUUGGAAUGCAGCCAAAAAGCAUUUAACGCUAAAAAUGGUAUCGUACCGCCAGAACCGAAAGUGGAGUACAUAUACUUAGUUCUUCGUUGA